This is a messenger RNA of Hansenula anomala, 816 nucleotides long. RefSeq lists its product as uncharacterized. The coding region runs from base 1 to 816 and encodes 271 amino acids. Lineage: Eukaryota; Fungi; Ascomycota; Saccharomycetes; Phaffomycetales; Wickerhamomycetaceae. The transcript has a single exon. The record is from RefSeq and is a predicted model, not a curated record.
AUGGCCACCAUGAGCACUGAAUUACCACCUACUUAUAAUGAAGCCGUUGCUGGGUUCAUCCCACCUCCAGAAUAUCAAAACUCUAUUGAUCAAUCCCAUUUAUCACAUGGCGCUACACCAGCUACUAGUUCAAGUACAACAGCCGCUUCAUCAACUCCAAUACCCACAAACUCUAUGGCUAGAGAAGAGUAUUAUCAAAGUAAAAAAUUGAACUUGGUGGUUCUUGAUGAUUUUAAUGAAGAUCCAAGAGAUGUUGAAAUGUUGAAUAUACCAAAUGAUGAAUAUAUAUCCAAAUCAGAUGAUGAAUUACAAGAUUUAUAUCAUUCAAUCUAUACAAUAGUGGAGGAUAAAUUCAUCCAAGUUAAAAGAAAUACUGAAUUUGUUCAUAAGAAAGUUAGAUCUAUGUAUGAUCAUUAUUAUAUUAAUCAAUUAAGAAAUAAUACAAUUGAAGAUUUCAUUAAAAUAAAGUCCAAAUUAGAGAAAGAGUUGAAUUCAUUACCUCAGAUUUUCCAAUAUUAUAAAGAGUUCAACCAUCUUUAUGAUUCAGUCACAAAUGAAAUCAAUGCAUUAAAAUUUGAAUUGGAAAAUUCUAUUGAUCCUGAACAUAUAACAAGUUCUGAAGGUGAAUUAUUGGCAAAAUCAAGUUUAUUAACUACAAAAUCCAACAUGUUGAAAAAAAUAAGAUUCAAUCUAGCUCAAAUUGAUGAAAAGAUUAAAGAUUUAAGUGAUACUGAAGAAGUUAGUUAUGUCUUGAAAGAAAGAGCAAGAAUUUAUAAUUUGGCUACAGAUUUUGUCAAGAAUCAAUCAUCAGUAUGA